GCUUGAGUUAACCUGAUCUUCACUAUGCCUGAUGAGCGAUAUUAUACCCUGGCAGAAGGAUGUCCCUUCGCAAGCAGCAGCACCGCUGUUCUGAUGCGUGGCCAGCAGGGCGGUGCUCUUGGUCUGCUUUCAGACACUCAGCUCAUUGAGACUCUGGCGCAUUUCUCCCGAGAGAGAAUUCCGGAACGAGUUGUCCAUGCUAAAGCUGUUGGCGCAUAUGGAGAAUUUGAAGCUACUGCCGAUUGUUCUGAUAUCACCUCUGCAAGCUUCCUCAACAAGGCUGGCAAAAAGACACCAGUCCUCCUGCGCGUUUCUACUGUCGGUCCAGAGGCUGGCUCGGCUGAUACAACUCGAGAUGUGCAUGGAUGGGGAAUGAAGCUCUACACCGACGAAGGCAACUUGGAUUGGGUCUUCAACAAUACGCCUGUUUUCUUCAUUCGGGAUCCCAUCAAGUUUCCUUCUAUGAAUCGCUCGCACAAGAGACACCCGCAGACUCAUCUUCCUGACGCGAACAUGUUCUGGGAUUUCCAUGUGGGUAAUCCGGAAGGUAUUCAUCAGCUGCUGCAUCUCUUCAGUGAUCGUGGAACCCCUCGGUCCAUUCGUUUCCUGAACUCCUACAGUGGACAUACCUACAAGUUCACCAAAGAAGAUGGCUCAUUCAAGUACAUCAAAAUCCAUAUCAAAACUGAGCAGGGAGUCAAGAACUUCACUGCCGAGGAGGCUACCCGCAUUGCAGGCGAAGACCCAGACUACAUGAUCCGAGACAUGUUCGAGGCCAUUGACCGCGGGGACUACCCCAAGUGGAAGGUCUACGUUCAAGUCAUGGACCCAGCCGACGCUGAGAAGUACCGGUGGAACAUUUUCGACAUGACCAAAGUCUGGCCGCAUCAGGACUAUCCAUUGAGACAGAUUGGCGUGCUGACCCUGAACCGUAAUCCCAGCAAUUAUUUCGCCGACAUCGAGCAGGCCGCUUUCUCCCCGUCCACCAUGGUGCCGGGCUUUGCAGCAUCCGCCGAUCCAGUGCUCCAAGCAAGACUAUUCGCCUACCCCGACGCUGCCCGCUACCGCCUCGGCGUGAACUACCAACAGCUCCCGACUAACGCGGCCAAGGUCCCCGUGUACUGCCCAUUCCAGAGAGAUGGCAAGAUGAGAUUCGAUGGUAACUACGGCGGAGACCCUAACUACGUCAAUUCCAGUCUCAAGCCUACCAAAUUCUAUCCCGAAGUCAAGGGAAUCAAGCCCCAGGCAGUCAGCCUGCACACGGAGCACGAAAAGUGGGUUGGAGAGGUCACCACUUACACCAGUCACAUCACGGACGAGGACUUUAUUCAGCCUGCCGCUCUAUGGAAAGUCCUUGGCCGGGAACCUGGACACCAAGAUCGGACCAUUGCAAAUAUUGUGUCUAGCCUGAAGGGAGUUAAAACGGCUAGCCUGAGAAAUGCCGUAUAUGAUCUUUUCUCUCGUGUCGAUAAAGAGCUUGGCAGCAAACUCAAAGAGGCUACUGAAGCUGCGAUCAAGAAAUGAGAAUUGGGCGCGUUCGCUUUGCAACGUUGGAAACUCGGGACCUAGAGUCAGGUUCAUAUUUCGUUAUCUAACUCUGUGACUGUUCGUUCACUGUUUGUUCACUGUUUUUACCAUCAAUCACGCAGGUAUAUUAACUCAAUCCUGUCUAUUCGAAAAUUGUUACUUCCUCAGUUGGUUGUCUACAAAUUGGGUAGAAAUGGUCGAACUACAAUCAAUGCCCCUGAAAGUUGUCCUGGUCUUGUAUCUUGAAUAAGUUGAAAAUCUUGCUACGCUGAUCUCGUUACGCGCACGACAAAUUAGA
Molecule: messenger RNA, 1825 nt
Organism: Penicillium brasilianum
Lineage: Eukaryota; Fungi; Ascomycota; Eurotiomycetes; Eurotiales; Aspergillaceae
Source: the annotation of a GenBank genome assembly